UCCCCCCGCCUCUAUUUAAACGCGCGCACCGGCCAUAAUCCCGCCGCCGCUCCACUUCACAGCGCCGCUCCACACUGCCUCCACAGGAACGCACGCAGCUGAACUGAACACGCGCCGUCCACAGAGAUCCACCGGUGAGGCAUGGCCACCAAGCGCCGUUUCGCCUUCGCAGUGCUCUGCCUCGCGGUGGCGCUGCACGCCGCGGCGGCGGCCAGGACGGCGCCGGCGGGUGGCUCCGGCGGCGCGCCCGCCGCCACGGCUGCCACGCUCCCGGCGGCCGCUGCCGCUGCCGCGGCCGGCAACAUGAACGGCGGCGCCACUGAUGCCGCCGGCGUGGCUGACAAGAAGAACUUGUUCGUGGGCGUGGGCGGCAUGGGCGACCUCCCGGGCUUCCCCGCCGUCGGCGGCGGGUACGGCGGCGGAUUCGGCAACAACGGCGGGGGCGUCUUCAGCGGCGUCACGGGCCCGCUCGGCGGCGUCGGGGGCGGCGUCGGAGGCGUCGGCCCGCUCGGCGGGGUCGGUGGCUUCGGGCCCCUGGGCGGCGGCGGCAUCCCGUUCGGCGGCUUCGGCGGCGGCGGCGGCGGCGCCCCGGCGUUCGGAGGCUACGGCGGAGGCGCAGGUGGGGGUGCUGGCGGCGUCACGCCUUGAGAGCUGCUGCACGAGCCAUGGCGACGCCGGGUCGUGCGGGGCAGGAUGCGCGCCCGGAGGGUGCAUGGCGUUCGCGUGCGCGCCGCGCACGUCCUGGCGCAGGUGGUCCAUGCAUCAUGCAUGUGUAAUGUGUUUGUGGCUCGGCGAGCGUGGCAUGUAACGUGUCGAGUUCCCUUUUCUUCGUUGCGUAGCUGUGUGUGACUCGAAGCAUCUCUGUGUGACCGCGUGUGGCUGCAGGGCAGAGAGGUCGGAGUCUGUAAAAAAGUUUGGGCUUGCUGUUUGACUGUCUGUGUGGCAUGCUCGAGUAGGGUGUGCCCGUGUCGUGUGUUGUUGAUCGGAUCCAGUGACGUGUGUGCUCGUGUACCAGUUGCAUGCUUAGCUGGUUAGUUCAAUGUUAUGUGCAUUUGAGCC
Messenger RNA from Panicum virgatum (switchgrass), 1059 nucleotides. RefSeq names its product glycine-rich cell wall structural protein-like. The record is from RefSeq and is a predicted model, not a curated record. The transcript has a single exon. NCBI's taxonomy places the organism in Eukaryota, Viridiplantae, Streptophyta, Magnoliopsida, Poales, Poaceae. The coding region runs from base 142 to 648 and encodes 168 amino acids.